CUCUCAUGUUUCAUGUCGGUGCCACAUUGCUUAACUCUUUCUCUUUCAUUUUCCAAAUUACAACUUUACUUCCCCCACUCAUUCAUUAUCCAUCCUUUUUCAUUUCAUCCAUGUGGUGCCAUUAUUUAAUCUCUAAAUACCCUUCCAUUUCUGUUUUGCUUGCAUGCUUUAUACGACUUUGCUGUUUAUCAUUUGCAUUUAUUCAUGUUAGUCCUAAAAAAUGUGUCCACUCUUUAAGCCCUUGUACGGUGUGUUACAUUAUUACAGCUAUUGUUGCUGCAUUCAUUGGUAAUUUAUUAGAAAAGUAGAAAACUUGCUCAUUUAUCACUUGCCAUUCUGUGUGUGACUCAACUUUGACAACUCCACACCCUGUUGAAUAAAAGUUUCCUUUUUUAAUCCCCCCAAAAGAAUAUGCUUGUUCUCCGACCUCUCUUCUUUCCCUCCAACUCUUAGUACUGCACUCUCCUUUUCAUGCUUUAAGUUAAGGAUUCUGGUGAAGCAACCCUUUUAGUUGCCCCCAUUGUGUUGGCAAUGUGCCAAAGAAGCAAGUGUGGUGGAGGCAUGAAGCUGCUGAGGAUGUUUGUGUUUGUGGGGUUGGUGGUUGUGAAAUGGGUGGAAGGCUUUGAGAAUGCUAAUGUGACAGACAUGGACGUGCAAUAUGUCAGUGGAAGAGGUUACUACAACAGACCUUUGCUGGUUGGUCUUACUCUUAUUAAUGGUGCUGCUGCUAAAGGAGCUGUUUGCCUGGAUGGAUCUUUACCAGGUUACCACUUCCACCGUGGAUAUGGUUCAGGAUCAAACAGUUGGCUCAUACAAUUGGAGGGAGGAGGCUGGUGUGGAACUAUUAAAAAUUGUGUUUAUAGUAAGAAAACACGUCAUGGUUCAUCAUUGUAUAUGGAAAAACAAAUACCAUUUAUUGGGAUAUUGAGCAACAAAGCUGAGGAAAAUCCAGAUUUUUUCAAUUGGAAUAGAAUAAAAAUCCGUUAUUGUGACGGUGCAUCAUUUAGUGGGAACAGUCAAAAUGUGAGAGCAGGGUUGUAUUUCAGAGGGCAACGCAUUUGGCAAGCUGCUAUGGAAGAUUUGAUGUCAAAAGGGAUGCGCUAUGCCAAACAGGCUCUUCUAUCCGGAUGUUCUGCAGGAGGAUUAGCUUCUAUUAUACAUUGUGAUGAAUUUAGGGAAUUGUUUCCUAGAACCACAAGAGUUAAAUGCUUAAGUGAUGCUGGAUUAUUCCUUGAUUCCGUUGAUGUAUCUGGCCGUCGCAGCUUAAGGAAUUUGUUUGGAAGUGUGGUGACCUUACAGGGAGUUCAAAAGAGCCUUCCAAGGAGUUGUACCAGUCGCCUCAAUCCAAUUUUGUGCUAUUUUCCUCAGCACUUAAUUGCCAGUGUUAGGACACCACUGUUUCUUCUCAAUGCAGCUUAUGAUACUUGGCAGGUUCAAGCCAGUCUUGCUCCACCAUCUGCUGACUACCGAUGGAACUGGUUUGAAUGCAGAAAAAAUUAUGCACGUUGCAGUGCACCACAGUUACAGUAUCUUCAAGGUUUUCGAAAUCAGAUGCUUAGAGCUACAAGAGGCUUCUCAAGGUCUUACAAAAACGGGCUAUUCAUAAAUUCAUGUUUCGCUCAUUGCCAAUCAGAAAGACAGGAUACGUGGUUUGCUAGCAAUUCUCCUCGCAUUGGAAAUAGAGGGAUCGCAGAGUCUGUUGGGAACUGGUAUUUUGACCGAGUUAGAGUCCAAGCCAUUGGUUGCGCUUACCCUUGUGACAAAACCUGCCAUAAUCUGGUUUUCAAGUGAUAAAUCACUCAAGUAUCAUUCUUUCAAUAAUUUUCUUCUGCUCUUACAUUGCAAGUGCAUUCCUGUGGGGAUCUGAAAAGAGAAAGCUAGAAAAAUCUAGCUCUAGUAUAGAACACAACCAGUUUAUUUCCAUAAAUCAUAAUAUUCAUUCUAGUAAAACUUUGGUGAGCUUAUUCACUUUUCAUUUAAUUAUUAUUAGCAAGUGUAUACGGUUCCUGUAUCUGGAACUUUGAACCGUGGACUGUAAUCCAAAUGAUUAAGUUUUGCUUUCUGCCUCUUUACUUCUCAAUACACAUUAUUGUACUUGUAAGAAUUCGAUCGAUUAAAUAUCAUAUCAUCUUUUACUCUCGUUGAGAUCAA
This is a messenger RNA of Cajanus cajan (pigeon pea), 2151 nucleotides long. RefSeq names its product pectin acetylesterase 10. Gene Ontology annotation, biological process: cell wall organization. Gene Ontology annotation, molecular function: pectin acetylesterase activity. Lineage: Eukaryota; Viridiplantae; Streptophyta; Magnoliopsida; Fabales; Fabaceae. Gene Ontology annotation, cellular component: plant-type cell wall. The record is from RefSeq and is a predicted model, not a curated record.